UACGUGUUUAUCAAUUUUCGUGCACUAGCUGUAUGCAUGUAUUGCGUAUACGGCCAACUCGACAGUACAUGAAUUUCGUGAAGACCGACUUAGCUUCGAUCCUCUGCAGUUCUUUUGGAAUUCGCUCUUCCAGCCAGUAGCCUAUAGUUGAUUCAACUUUCAAUUUACAAGUUCUGGGUUUUGAAGGGAAUCGUAAUAAUUUCACCAGUGACAAUGUCUCAACACAAGUCGAAGAGAGCGAAAACAGAGGAAAACCAGGGGGCAAACGAAUUCUUCCCAGGUAUCAACAAGAUUAAGUACAAACCUGAUGCCAAGCCAACCGAUUUACUCUGCUACAAACACUACAAUGCAGAUGAGGAGAUCCUCGGCAAGACCAUGGCAGAGUGGCUCAGGUUCUCGGUCUGUUACUGGCACACCUUCAGGGGUGUAGGUCUGGACCCCUUUGGAGGACCAACCAUAACUAGAGAGUGGGAUGACGAUAGUGAAAGCCUAGAGAAUGCCAAGAGGAGGCUGAGGGUAGCUUUUGAGUUCUUCACCAAGCUAGGCAUUAAAUACUGGUCGUUCCACGACAGAGAUGUUGCUCCAGAGGGCGCUACCAUAGAAGAAUCUAACCGCAAUCUCGAUGAGAUCGUUGAUCUAGCUCUGGAACUCCAGAACAAAACUGGAGUCAAGCUUCUAUGGAACACUUGUAACCUUUUCUCUCACAAAAGGUACAUGAAUGGAGGUGCGACAAACCCUGAUGCUCAUGUUGUAGCCUACGCAGCAGCAGCUGUGAAGAAAGGACUAGAGGUUGGCAAGAAACUGGGAGGAGUAAACUUUGUUUUCUGGGGAGGACGAGAGGGCUACCAGAGCCUGCUCAAUACUGACCUACAGGGGGAGCUCUCCCACAUGGCAAACUUCUUCAAGAUGGCCAUUAAGUACAAGAAUGAGAUUGGAUUCACUGGUCAGCUUUUAAUUGAACCCAAACCCAAAGAACCCACCAGGCACCAGUAUGAUUAUGAUGCAAUGACAGUGAUUGGUUUCUUGGAGCACUUUAAUCUACAGAAUGAUUUCAAAUUGAACAUCGAACCAAACCAUACCAUGUUAGCUGGACAUGCGUAUGAGCAUGACAUCGUUAUGGCUUCUGCUCUUCGUAUGCUUGGCUCGAUUGAUGCUAACACCGGAUCGCCUGACCUUGGCUGGGAUACCGAUCAGUUCCCCAUGGAUAUCAGAGGAGCUACGGCUAUCUGCAAGUGCAUCAUUGACCAGGGUGGGGUGGCACCUGGUGGUCUCAACUUUGAUGCCAAGGUCCGACGAGAGUCCACAGACUUAGCGGACAUGUUCUACGCUCACAUCGGGGCCAUGGAUUCCUUUGCCAGGGGUCUACGCAAUGCUGCCAAGAUCAUCUCUGAGGGGCACCUCCAAAAGAUGGUAGAGGAUCGUUAUUCCAGCUUCACCCAUGGUAUUGGACUGAAAAUAGCAGAAGGCACGGCUACCCUCCAGGAAUGCGAGGCAUUCAUCAAGAAAGCUGGAGAGCCUGCCGUCACCUCUGGCCAACAGGAGAAAUACGAGUCACUUGUUAACCGUUACGUUUAAAUAUAAACCUACCUCUUCUUAUUCAGGGAAAAUGGUGUCUUAUCGUAUUAACAAAAUUUGGUUGAUUUCAUAAGCCAUCCAGGACCCUGCAUGUCCCAUAAUGAAUUUUGAUUGAUUGUAUUUCACCCAAUAUUAAUUGUAUGCUAAAUUAUAACUAUUCAGUAAUUGAUAACUUGCAAUUAAUAUGAGACACUUGUCAACCGUUACAUUUAGAUAUAAAACUAGUUCUUCAUAUUCAGGGAAAAGGUGUUUUAUUGUAAGAAAAUUUGGUUGAUGUCGUAAACC
Messenger RNA from Strongylocentrotus purpuratus (purple sea urchin), 1860 nucleotides. Its product is annotated as xylose isomerase. The record is from RefSeq and is a predicted model, not a curated record. The transcript has 13 exons. Gene Ontology annotation, molecular function: xylose isomerase activity. Lineage: Eukaryota; Metazoa; Echinodermata; Echinoidea; Camarodonta; Strongylocentrotidae. The coding region runs from base 214 to 1575 and encodes 453 amino acids. Gene Ontology annotation, biological process: carbohydrate metabolic process.